Vicia villosa (hairy vetch) is the source of this 1683-nucleotide messenger RNA. RefSeq lists its product as uncharacterized. Bases 1 to 1683 code for a protein of 560 amino acids. Lineage: Eukaryota; Viridiplantae; Streptophyta; Magnoliopsida; Fabales; Fabaceae. The transcript has a single exon. The record is from RefSeq and is a predicted model, not a curated record.
AUGACCUGGUACAAAAAUCUUCCUCCCAACUCCAUCCACUCUUGGGCAGAACUCAAGAAGCUCUUCUCCAACCAUUUCACGGCCUCUCGCCGACAACCAAAAUCUGAAGCAACCCUCGAUGCUGUCAUCCAGGGUACCGACGAACCUCUCUGGGAGUAUCUCGAUAGGUUCAACAAAGAAGCCGUCCAAGUCCAGACGACUGACCAUAUGAAAAUGUAUCUCCUCGAACGAGGACUCCUCCCGGGGAGCGACUUCAAGAAGGCGAUCAAAAUUGAGAAAGUCCGCACCAUGGACGCCCUCCUCCUCAAAGCCCAAGCUUACAUUGCUUUCGAGGAAGGCGAAGCUGCUGUGAAGAAGGCUUCAAGAGGCAACGACUCCGCCCGCGGCUCGAGCCGGGGAAGCAAAAAAAGGAGAGACGACAGGCCCCGCGAUACAAAAGAACACGGUGGACCUUCUGGUCAUUUCAUUGACUACACCCCUUUGAACGCUCCGCGCGAGCGUAUUCUGCUCGAGUGCCAGAAUACCGAGUUCAAAAAAUACAACGUCAAACCCCCAGGGCCAAAUCCCACCAGGCCGGGAACUGACAAAUCCAAGUACUGCAAGUAUCACAAGAGGCACGGGCAUCUGACUGACGAAUGCAUACAUCUCAGAGAUGCCAUCAAAACUUUGAUCAAGGAGGGCCGUCUGUCUAAGUACACGAAGAAAGGAGAACCCCCUCGGAGAGAGGGACCGAGGAACUCCGACAACGACAAUUCACCGGACAGCCGACCGCUGGAAGUUGCUCUGUCUGUUACCCGACCAGAAGAUUUCAUCCCUUCAGUUGGAGUGGCAUCCGCUUUCAGCACAUGGGAAGGAUUCCCGACCGCGAUGGUCAUCUCCAACGGCGGGGAUUCGGGGUCACUCACGAUCAGCUCAGUAAAAAGAAAGUUUGACGAGCUGAUCACAGCCAACUCAGAUCUCGGCCCAACCCUCCAGAAGUUCAGAGGCAAAUCAGAUCCAAUCACUUUCUAUCUGGAAGAGCUCCCCGGCGGAGCCCCAAAUGCCACGAUCCCCCUGCUCGUUCGAGCAAGGAUGGCAAAUUUUGACGUCCGACGAGUCUUGAUUCACGAGGGGAUCUCGGUCGACAUCAUGUACUCCCAUCUCUUCAAAACCCUCAAGUUGGACGACUCCCACAUCACUCCAUAUGUAGGCUCCGACCUCCAGGGCUUCAACGGGGCAACCACCAAACCCUGGGGAUACGUCGAACUAAUUGUCACUUUCGGGGAAGGAGAAGCUUCCAGACAGGUCAAGACGCGGUUUCUAGUGAUCGACUUCAAGACCCUCUAUAACUGCAUCAUCGGACGCCCUACUCUAGCUGAACUCACGACCGUCCCCUCGACCGUGCACCUAAAGAUUAAGUUCUACACGAAAAGGGGACGAGUAGCCACCAUCAACGCCGACAUUGAAGCAGCCAGAAGGAUAUUCGAUGCGUCGAUGAAGGGCUUACAGCUAAUCGCUCCUCCCUCCAACUCCAACAAGAAACCAAUAGCCGACGACAAGCCUUCUCAAGAAGAUCUACAACGACCAUCCCACGUCAGCUCGGUCGACCUCGAUGCUCGCUUCACGAAAGAACUGAAGAACGGCGAAGAACCACAGCCUAAGACAGCUCACCCCGUCCGACCUAUCCCGGACGGCGAUUUCUAG